Messenger RNA from Solea senegalensis (Senegalese sole), 2100 nucleotides. RefSeq names its product creatine kinase, mitochondrial 1 (gene ckmt1). Bases 142 to 1389 code for a protein of 415 amino acids. Gene Ontology annotation, molecular function: creatine kinase activity. Lineage: Eukaryota; Metazoa; Chordata; Actinopteri; Pleuronectiformes; Soleidae. Gene Ontology annotation, cellular component: mitochondrion. The transcript is spliced from 9 exons. Gene Ontology annotation, biological process: phosphocreatine biosynthetic process. The record is from RefSeq and is a predicted model, not a curated record.
AUCAUUCCAUCAGAGGCUCUUCUUCACCGACGCUCUCAUCCGACGGUCACUCCCGCACUCCCUGGAACACAACUAGACAUUUAUUUUAUUGUUCUAUUUAUUUAAAUAAAAACACACACACAUACACAAGAGAAAACAACAAUGGCAAGCAGCUUCUCCAGGAUAUUGUCCUCCAAACGCCACAUCGGGUUCCUGUCGUUGGUGGGAGGCUCGGUAACGGCUGGAUUCCUGCUGCACCGGGAGCACGUCAGCGCCGGGACGCCGGUCCGCAGGAGUUACCCCGCCAGUGCGGAGUAUCCUGACCUGCGCAAACAUAACAACUGCAUGGCAAGCAACCUUACACCUGCCAUCUAUGCCAAGCUGUGUGACAAGGCCACCCCCAAUGGUUACACACUGGACCAGGCCAUUCAGACGGGCGUGGACAACCCCGGGCACCCUUUCAUCAAAACCGUUGGCAUGGUGGCAGGAGAUGAGGAGUCUUAUGAGGUCUUUGCAGACCUGCUGGACCCUAUCAUCAAAGAAAGGCACAAUGGCUAUGACCCUCACACCAUGAGGCACCCCACUGACUUGGAUGCCAGCAAGAUCCAUUCAGGCCAGUUUGAUGAGCGUUACGUGCUGUCCUCCAGAGUGAGGACCGGCCGCAGUAUCCGGGGGCUGAGCCUUCCCCCCGCCUGCACCCGAGCAGAGCGCAGGGAGGUGGAGAGGGUGGUGGUGGACGCCCUCGCUGGGCUAAAGGAUGACCUGACUGGCAAAUACUACAGUCUGACCCAGCUGACCGAAAAGGAGCAGCAACAGCUCAUUGAUGACCACUUCCUGUUUGACAAGCCUGUGUCGCCACUCCUGACAUGUGCAGGCAUGGCUCGUGACUGGCCUGAUGCCCGUGGUAUCUGGCACAACAAUGAGAAGACCUUCCUGAUCUGGAUCAAUGAGGAGGAUCACACCAGAGUCAUCUCCAUGGAGAAGGGAGGCAACAUGAAGAGAGUCUUUGAUAGGUUCUGCAGAGGCCUAAAGGAGGUGGAACGUCUGAUCCAGGAGAGAGGCUGGGAGUUCAUGUGGAACGAGAGGCUCGGUUACGUCCUCACCUGCCCCUCCAACCUGGGCACAGGGCUCAGAGCCGGGGUCCAUGUCAAACUGCCCCUGCUGAGCAAGGAUCCCCGCUUCAGUAAGAUCUUGGAUCACCUGCGUCUGCAGAAACGAGGGACAGGUGGAGUGGACACAGCCGCUGUGGGUGGCGUGUUCGACAUCUCCAACCUGGAUCGCCUGGGACACUCUGAGGUCCAGUUGGUGCAGACAGUGAUUGACGGCGUCAACUACUUAAUCGAGUGUGAGAAGAGACUGGAGAGAGGUCAGGACUUCAAGGUGCCCCCUCCCCUCAAGCAAUUCAAGUAGACACUAAUCCAAGACCUCCAUACACAACCAUCUGGACACACACACACACGUACAUGUGUAUGAUAAAUAGCUGUCAUUGCUUCAUUUACCAUAUUACUACUACUUAUCUAAUCUCCACCCUCUGCCCUACAAUAUAGUUCAUAAUAUAAUCUACAUAUAUAUUAAACACAUCUUACCUGGUGAGUCCCAGUACCACGUUGGGCUGAAGUGUUUUACCGGUGUUUUAAAGGCUUUUUAAGUUCAAAUCUGGCUCUAAAUUGGCAGCAAAUACCGAGGGUGCACAAAGUUUCGGCUGUUUUUUUGAAAAAUGCAAAUAUGGCUGCCGGUUUGUCCGUCUCUGCAUGGCCAAAGAAGAUCAAUGGCUCUGCUUCCAAACCACUCCUCAGCCCCUCAGACCUGUGUUUGACCUGCUGCAUGUCCUAAACCUUACUGUGUCCCCGUUCCCCCUCUUCAUACCCGUUUGUUGUAAAGUCCAUUGUGGGUUGUUUCUUAUAGCCAAUCUGAGUGCAUUUGAAUGUAGAUUAACAGUGCAAGUCUGAUGAGACUUGUUGUGGAUGUGUAUGGAUGUUGGAUGGCACACUGGUGUCAGAUUGUAAUGUUCCAGCACACACUGGCCAGGCUGGGUUCUGUACUGUAAGCGACUGAAGCAAUAUCAUGACUGAAUGUGACACUGUUGUGUCUUUUAUUAAAGCACUGGUCUAUUUAACAGUA